Messenger RNA from Parnassius mnemosyne (clouded apollo), 963 nucleotides. The record is from the annotation of a GenBank genome assembly. Lineage: Eukaryota; Metazoa; Arthropoda; Insecta; Lepidoptera; Papilionidae.
AUGUCGUGGAAAGGAAGACUUUUUUUUCGAGUUUACAUAAAAAAUAAAAAACAUAGAUACGGCAUCAAGAUAUAUAAACUAUGUGAAAGUAACGGCGUAAUACUGAAGAUAAAACUUUACACAGGCAAAUCAGAAGGUCAGGAAGGUAGACAAACUAUAAAAAUUGUAACAGAUUUAUUAGAUGAUUACUUGAAUAAAGGUUACAAGGUAUAUACAGAUAACUACUAUAACUCCGUUGAGCUGACAAGAAAAAUGAGUGCAAAUAAAACUUACUUAUGCGGAACUUUGCAAUCAACCCGUAAGGGUAAUCCAAAAGUUGUGACAUCGGCAAAGCUGAAGAAAGGUGAGAUGAUUUGGAGAAGAAAGGGGGAAGUAGCGGUUUGCAAAUGGAAAGACAAACGCGAUGUUCUAACCAUUUCAAAUAUGCACAAUCCUGAAAUGAUAACUAUCAGAAAUCGCAGGAAUCAACUUAAACUAAAACCUAAUAUUGUUGUUGAUUACAAUAACGGAAUGGGAGGAGUAGACCACUCUGACCAAAUGAUUUCCUAUUAUGAGAGCAUGAAAAAAACCAAAUACUGGUACAAAAAGUUCGCUAUUCACAUUUUUCAAAUGUUUAUACAUAAUGCUGCAAGAAUACAUAAUGAUCAAUCUGGAUUGAACAGAUCGGAGAGAAUACCUCUACUGAAUUUUACUGAAAAUGUUAUUAUCCACUUGUUAGGCCAAAAGUAUAUCGACUAUUCUGAAAAACCAGGGCAGUCCAAAGAGGUCAAUCAAAGUGGUCAAGUAUUGCUUCAACAUUAUUUGGAGUAUAUACCACCUACAGAAAAGAAAAGCAAGCCAACUAAACCUUGUGUUGUGUGUACCAAAAAUAAGACUCGCAAAGGAACAAGGUAUUUUUGCACAUUGUGUUCAAAAACUCCAGCUUUAUGUGUAGUUGAUUGUUUCAAAGCUUAUCACAACUAA